Cataglyphis hispanica is the source of this 9674-nucleotide messenger RNA. RefSeq names its product brain tumor protein-like. Gene Ontology annotation, biological process: positive regulation of DNA-templated transcription. The coding region runs from base 73 to 2925 and encodes 950 amino acids. The record is from RefSeq and is a predicted model, not a curated record. Lineage: Eukaryota; Metazoa; Arthropoda; Insecta; Hymenoptera; Formicidae. Gene Ontology annotation, cellular component: chromatin; nucleoplasm. Gene Ontology annotation, molecular function: protein binding; zinc ion binding; ubiquitin-protein transferase activity. The transcript is spliced from 9 exons.
GAUAAACACGGUCGGAGGACAUCGGGACAUCGCUCCCUCUCUCCUUGAUCGUUCCGUCGACGAGAUCGCAGGAUGGCAUCGUCCACGGUGGCCGUUCCGUCCGGGGCCGCCACGGUAUCGCCGACAACGAACGGCGGCAUUACCACGGCGACUGGCACCGAGGAGAUCGACGGUGGCGAUAUAUUCGGCGAGCGUAACUCCGUCGGCGGCUACAACAGUGGCAAUCCCGGCGAUGCCCUCGAGGAGAUAACGUGCGGUAAUGGCGAGGCCAACGAUCAGGGUUGCGCCUUGUGUAUGAGUAAGCUGUGCUCACCCAGGGUUCUCUCCUGCCUCCACGUGUUCUGCGAAACUUGUUUAGACAAGCUUCUCAUGGACGAGGCCGGGGAUUCCAAAGUGGGCUCCAUCAUAAGCUGUCCCGUAUGCCAUCAAGAGACUUCCGUUAGUUCUAAGGGCGCCGCGUCGCUCACAUGCGACUAUGUUCUUACCAAUAUAUUGGAUAUGUCCGCUAUCGAGAACAUGGCAGUACUAUGUACCUCCUGCAAGGCCAAAGAAAGCGCCGUGGCGCGUUGUUCGGAUUGCGCCAAUUUCCUGUGUCCAAAUUGCAACACGGCGCAUCAGUUUAUGCGUUGCUUUGAGCACCAUAAAGUAGUUGCCUUUGAAGACUUGAAGCAAUCCAACGAAGCUAUUCCAAUACACAAACCAAUAUUUUGCGAAUCCCAUCCCGCUGAAAAUAUGAAGUUUUAUUGUCAUACAUGCCAGGAACCUAUUUGCAAUGAAUGUCUGCUUGUGGAGCACAAAGCACCGGAGCAUCAAUACGAACGACUGACAGAUGCAGAACCACGACAAAAGGAAGAAUUAGUCAAUUUGAUGACUGAGAGUAAAGCAAAAAUUGUUGAAUGCGAUCAAGUUUCGGUACAAUUGGAGAAUGCACUCAGCGAGCUGCAAGUACAACAUGACCAAGCAAAAGAUUUAAUUAUGGAGACUUUUCAAAGUUAUAAAGCUAUAUUGGAGAAAUGUAAAGAUAAUGCGUUAACCGAGCUCGAGAAAUUGCAUUCGGACAGAGAACUUGAAAUUAUGGAUACUUUUCAUAGUGUUGAAAAGACAGUAGAAAAAAUAGAGGAUGCUUGUCGUUUCACUUCAAGACUCCUAGAACAUGGUGAUGCAGUGGAGAUUUUGGCCCUUCGUCGUAUUGUAAGAGCUCAAUUGAUGAAUUUGAUUAAAAAUACACCAAAACACAAUGUAACAUUCUCUAUCGAAUUUCAAACGGAUUAUAAUCAAUUUGAGAAUACUGUAAAGGAAGUAUUUGGAAAAUUUCGUACUGAAAGCACACCGGAAGUGAAAACUCUUCCUGAACCAAUUUCAACAGUAUCAGGAGUCUCUACAAAUCAGCAAAUGGUUCACACCACUUCAAUGGGUUGUCCAAGUUCUAUCAGCACAAGCUCUCCUAUUUCACUUCCCACGUCAAUGCAAUCCUCUUUUGAAGGUGAACCCUCAUUUGUUAUACCACCAACUUCGAGUCCUCAAAAUAUUCCACCACCUCCACCACCCGUACCUCUUCCACCAGGUACGGUUCCUAUCCAUGGACUGACUAGUAUCCAAGAAUACAAUCUGCAACAACUGGCCAGUUUAGCAGAGAAGGUAGAGAUGGUGGGUGACACUGGUGUAGUUGGAUCUAGCUCGAAUCCUAGUCCAACUCCGCCCUUUUCUUUGGUAGACUUAUUUACUGGAGACCUAAGUUCAACGAGCCAUGCCAUCAAUAAUUUACAAGCUCUUGCAAAAUUAGGAAAUACUCUUGGUAAUCAAGAUCUGGGAAAUGCCACUAUUAAUGGUGGUGGUGGAUUAGUAUUGGGACGUGGACCUUCACCAGCCAUUGUAGACAAUCCAAAUCUGGGUCCUUUGGCUACCAAUAGUCUAUUAAAUGGAGGAUUUCAACCAUUGUCCUCUUCUACUUCGCCAAUACUUUCACAGGGUGCUGAUGACUUAAUAGGUGAUUCUAUGCAUAACAUGCCUGUAGUAGUAGGAAAUACCGUUGCUAAUGUAACUGGAUCAGGGACAGGGAAUUAUCCUGCUCACCCAAGAUCUCAAAAUACGAAAUUGACGCCUAUGCAUAUCCGAAGCAAGUUUGGACAAUUAGGACCCAGUAAAGGGCAAUUUAAUUCGCCUCAUGGAUUUUGUUUGGGAACUGAUGAAGAUAUUAUUGUUGCAGAUACGAAUAAUCAUAGGAUUCAGAUUUUUGAUAAGACUGGUACCUUCAAAUUUCAAUUUGGUGUUCCUGGUAAAGAGGAGGGACAAUUAUGGUAUCCCAGGAAAGUGGCUGUUAUGAGAAAUAAUGGCAAAUUUGUUGUAUGUGAUCGUGGAAAUGAACGAUCUCGAAUGCAGAUAUUUACAAAGAACGGUCAUUUUAUUAAGAAGAUCGCUAUUCGUUACAUCGACAUCGUAGCUGGCCUAGCUGUUACCAGCCAAGGACAUAUUGUGGCUGUUGACAGUGUGUCGCCAACUGUGUUCGUAAUCAGUGAUACAGGAGAUCUUUUGAGGUGGUUUGAUUGCAGUGACUAUAUGAGGGAACCAAGUGAUAUUGCUAUCAGUGGCAAAGAAUAUUUUGUUUGCGACUUCAAAGGACAUUGUGUCGUGGUAUUUAAUGAAGAGGGUAAAUUCCUGCGUCGCAUUGGCUGUGAGAAUGUAACAAACUUCCCGAACGGGAUUGAUAUUAGCGAUGCAGGAGAUGUAUUAAUUGGAGAUUCACAUGGUAAUCGUUUUCAUGUAGCUGUUUUCUCCAGAGCUGGUUCUUUAAUUUCAGAAUUUGAAUGUCCAUAUGUGAAGGUGUCUCGAUGUUGCGGCUUGAAAAUAACUUCGGAAGGAUAUAUUGUAACACUGGCCAAAAACAACCACCAUGUCCUUGUAUUAAACACUCUUUAUAUAUUAUGAAGUGGCAUCAGACGAGUAAGUAUGUUGUAAUUUUCUUCUGCAAAUGGAAACUUAUUUUGGAAACUGCUCUCAACGAAAAAUGGGAAAGGCAUGCCCAAGGCAUUACGUUCCAAUUUUGGGCCUAUUGAAGCAAUAGAAACAAGUGCAGCAUGCAGCUUUAAUAGUUGUAAAAAUAUAAUGCGUCCCCGUUUUAUGAAAGUAACAAUAUUGAAAACAAAAAAAAAAAGCAGAAAGAUAAUGUACGUCUCCGACCAAACAGUAUAAUAGUAACUUAGCAAUUUGCAUUUUGGUAAACUGCCAAAGUAAAUUAAAUUAACUAAGUGGAACCAGUUUAUUGAGAGAAAGAAAAAAAAAGGAGGAGCAGUAAGCUAUAAUCGACCAACCAGUCAGUUGGGUCGUUUGUAGUAGCGAAAGCAAUUUACAAUGGCCUUCCGUCAAAAUUGGUUGUUGUACAUCAUUUUUGACAUACGUCAGUAUUUUAAGUAUGUUUAUAAAUCAAAUUAUUCUAGUCUCCGACGAGCACUUUUUGCGCGCUGGUUUCGAUUUGUGCUCGAAACAAGACGUUCUCUCGUCUUGAUUUUUUAUUAAUCAAGAAUGUUUGUCUUCUUAGUCCUAACUGAUGCUUCAAGAUGCAUAUAUAAGUACAGAGAUUAUGUUUAAAAGGUUUUCCUUUAAGAGCUUCUAUAAGUAACUAAUAAGCUCAGCAGGAUAAAAAUUUCAUGAUAAAAGGAUCAAAAUUUUUCGCUUAACAGAAAAAUUAAAAAAAAAAAAGAAUGUUGCAUGCUGCGAGGUAGUUGAUAGUACUUCCUGCUCUUGUCAUAUCGUAUUUCUAAAGAAGAGAGAAUGAAAUGAUACUCCUCAUUGCAGCAGGCACAAAGCUUAAUAAGAGCCAUGUUCCUGAUUUCUUUCUGCGCGUUUAAAAAUGAUAGUUGAGAACAUAAUAUAAAAACAAAGUUAAUGUGCAAGGAAUAGAUUAUGGUAUGUUGAAAAUCAAACAUUUAAUAUCUUAUAUAAGAAGUGUCGUACAGAGAGGAUACACUUUGAGCAUAAAAAGAAAAGGGAAAUAAUUAUUAUAUUUACAUUAUAAUUAUAAUAUUUACAUUUACGGAAAAAAGAAAAAAACGAGUAGAUCCCAUUUGUGCAUUGUUAAAAUUAGACGAGACACAUAAUGGUUACAAUAUUUACUCAGGAUGCUUUAUUAUAUGUGUGGUCCACCAUAUGAAUAUGAACAUAUAUGCGUGUGUGAAUUAUAUUGGUUUGUGGUGCUAGUGAAUAAUGUAUCCAUACCGUGUAAAUGUAUUUGUUAUAAAAUUACAGAAAUCGCUCCCGCGCAUUUUUUUACAAAAUGCAAGGCAACGAUUUCGCAUAAUAUAUUAUAUAAGAUUCGUAAGAGUACCAUAUACCACCGGUAUCAUAGGGACGAUACUUUAUCUAUGUAAAGAAAAAAAAGAACGUACAGUUUGCUAAACAACCUCUAUUUAUGUAUAUAAUUAACAUGAGAUCCAUUGAAAAAAAAGGAAAAGUAAAACCACAUAAAACACCUACAUAUAUAGAAAUACACAUAUUUUUUAGGGUUGUUUACAUGAUCAGCCUUAAGAUUUGAUUGAACUAAAAUGCAAUGUGUAUACAACAUAUGUAAAUCGGAUAUUUGGCAGAUUGCUACACACACAUACACUGUGUUACCUUACAUUAUCUACAAUAAUGUUUAAUUACGAAUACUAUCUUGCCAUACCAAAUGUUAGGUAGCACAUAUAUUCAUAUAUACAUAUAUAAAUAUAUAUAUACAUAAAUAUAUUAUAUAUAUGUAUAUACUAUAUAUUUAAUAUAUAUAUAUAAAAUAUAUAUAUGUUUAUAUUUAUACUUGACUAGCUUUAUCAGAUUCAUUUGCAUACACAGGAAAUUUGCGAUAAUAUCUGAUUUCAUUUUUCAUAUAAGACAAGUAAAGAAAAAAAAAUCAGACGAAUGAGAAACACGCAAAGAGAGCAGUACUAGGAGGCUAUUUUAAAACUCGCGCAUAUAACAUCGGCAUUUGUAGUAAAUUGCACGAAGCCUACAUAUACAUACACCUAAGCUAAUCAGUCGUACUCAUCUCUCGUGUAAUGUUAGAAGUUUUAAUUUUAUAUGUAAAAAAGAAAAAAAAGAAAAGAAAAACUAAUUCUGAAAUAUUUAAUAGUCAUGGUUAGCAGAGUUAUAUAAAUAAUGCCUGUGAUAAUAGUAUCGUCAGGAUAAGUUGUGUCCUUAAAGAGUCUCUGAUGUUGUUGCUAGGUAAAUAUAUUAAUUAGAAGUGUAUCAAUGUGAGAUUACCAUUGGUGCCAUCUGAAAGGUGUGUCUCACAAGCACAAUAACACCUAAAUACAGGGAGUCAUCAAUCGUCUCUCCAAUGAUACACAUUAAAUAUAAAAUGGAAAAAAAAGAUAUUCAAAAUAAAAGAGAACACAUGUUGCAAAAAUUUUUGCCAGUCAUAUUAAAAACUCAUAGCGUGUAACGAAUGGAUGACCAUUAACGAGAGGGUCUUUUACCUCACAAAAUUAUUAUAUUACGCUCACACCUUAUAUAUACUUGAAUAUUUUAGUAUAGAUUUACUCUAUUUACAUAUUUUUAUCUGUGGAAGACUACUUGGCUAAUUUAGGCCACUGUUGAAAUUCACCCCUUAUUUGCCUUGAUGUUUAAAUUACAACAAUAAUAUAAAGAAAAAAGAAUAAUAAAGAAUGAGAAUUACUUGUUACGUAAAUGGUAAUUGUGAUAGAUUUUUUGAUGAUUUUUACAAUCUCAAAAGUCUUAUUAUAUCCUAAUAUGUAUAGAAUUAUAUAGUCACUCUGUACGUAAUAGAUAAACUUUGCUUACAUUGUUAAACUAAUAUUUAAAAACAGAAGCUCUCAUAUAACUAUAUCCACACUAAACAGUUUUACAACUGAUGGUGUAAUCGAAGAAAAGAUCGUAUUUUGGAUAUAUGCAAUAGGUUCCCAUGUAUUACUUUAGCAGUACUAUUUUUAUUGCUAUACAAAACUUCCAAGGCCUUUUAGGUGCCACAGAGAUUCUCUCCGAUAUAAUUUCAAACAGAACUAUUUGAUUUUACGUACGACCGAAUUUUUCUUUUUUUUAUGCGCUAUAUUCGUGCUGUGUAAUUUCAUUUACGGUACCGUUUCCUUUUAUAAUUGUAAUAAUUAUCAUUUGUUUUAUUUAUAAUUUAAAGUUGGCGCAAAUAAUAUGUUCCAAUUUCAAAUUUGUUUUUAAUAUGCCGUUUUACAAACACUAUUUUACGAUACAACAUAUAAGGAAGACAUUUAGAGCGCGCUUUGAGCUGCUUUACUCCAAUCUAAAGAAAAAAUUUGAAAUUAUGCAAGACAGAAUACUUGUCAAUCAUCAAAUAUGUCGUGUGUUCGAGGAAGAAAGAAAAAUUGUUGCUAUAUAUCAUACACACAUGUACACAGACACGAAUAUGUUCCUGAUUUCGAAAAGAAAAAGAAUUGCAUAUAUUAUACAAUAAUGACAUCUACAAUUAUAUAAAUGAUAGGACUAAAAUGACACGACAUAAACUGAAUUCUAGCCUACGGUUAAUCAUAGUCUUCCUAGAAUCCUAAAAAAAAGAGUUAUGACUUUGCUAUAUUGAUUAGGGCAUGGCCAAUUAACAUUAUAUAGCUGGUUAUAAAUGAAGAGAGAAGCGUAACAAAAAGAGGAUUAUCGUACACUAAAUUAAAAGCAAAUGAUUACAUUUUAUUACACAUGGCUUAUACAUUAAAGGUCCGUGAUCAGUUUCCUUUUUUUCAUAUUCAUUCUUCAGCAUAAUUUAAGUUUUAUAUAUAUAUAUAUAUAUAUACAUAUUUAUAAGUUAUAUAUUGAAAGAAAAAGAAAGAGAAGAAAGGAAAGUCUAUGAUCAAAAAGAAAAAAAGGGAAAAAAACGUAAAAAGAAAAAGUUGUAGUUUAUUAUGUGGUAAGCGUUCUGCAUUAUUUUUGUAACAAUAUUUUUAUUCCUUAUUCGCGCGCUCAUAUACACCAUCUUAUAUAUCACUAAUUUUAUCUUUAUGCAAGCAUUAUGUGUUCGAUUGGCUGUUUUCGACGCUAUUAUAGCGUACUCUUAUCCGGAUACAUUAGAAAUAAUCCCUUCGGCAGAUAUAUUGCCAGAGGUUUACGUUUGAGCUUUGCUCCAUUUUGAUCUAUCACAUUUUUAUUUACGCGAUAUUUAACAAAAAAAAAACACGGAACUGCUUCCAUAUAAAUGUGUAUUUAUAUUAUUUAUAUACUGUUUUGUUUAAUUGGUUUUAUAAAUUUCUUGAUAUAGUUGUAUCUCUCUCUUAUUUGAGAGAAGAUAAGAAAAAGAACGUUAUCGCGAUCGAUUUCUAUUGCACAACAAUUUAUUUGCAUUUUAGUUGUGUUCUUUUUCACGUUUAUUUCGUUUUUGCUUUAAUUUUUUAAUUGUUGUCAUAUUCUCUUUUUUUUUUCUUUGUUUGAAAUACUCAAUCUGAGGUGGCAUGACAACGAAUUGUAUUGUAGUUUGUCGUACUACUUCAUUGAAAGGAGCAGAAGAGAGCGAUUAUAGCUCGUAUAGAUAUAAUGAGUAUUCAUGUUAAUUGUAACUUUACGAUUUAACUGCAUUCCAAAAAUCAAUCAUUUUAUCCUUCACAUUUUAUGAGAUAGAGAAAUUAAAUUCUUUAGUGCCAAAACAGACUAAUCAGAGUAUUUAUAUAACAUGUAUAUUGCUUACGACUUGUUUUUAUUCCUUAUGAGUUUAUUUUAUUCGUCUCUUUUGAGUUUUUUUUUUUCGCGUCGUGUCGGGAUAUCGAAGUUUUUAGAAUAAGAAGACAAAAAUUAUAAGAUUAAAUCCUUGCUUAGUCAGUUAAAGUACAAAUAUUUAAUAUAUUCUAUCUUUAGAUGAUAAGUGUAACGCGAAAGGCGUGUUAAAAGGCGUAUAUACUGUUACUUGGUUUCAUUCCUCAAACAGCACUAGCUUUAUUUAUUUGCAUUAGUUUACACAAUGUAAUACUUAACAGGCUGAGAAAUGAGGGUAAAAGAGAAAUGCUUUUGCCAUUGCCCUGUAUAUACAUACACACGACACACAUACGCGUGUAAUAUUUAUUUUAAAUAUUACAACACACGUUCCUUUUGGAAGUACUUUGUUUACAUAUCAAAUUGACCACUAAACACGCGUUACAUACAGUUGCAUUCCAACUUGGUAUGCUAAAAGGUGUCGACGUUUCAAGUAGCAUACCCACGAAUAUAUCCCUGAUCUCUCCCACGUUUCCAUCUUACUUUUAAGUAGCAAUUGUGAGGCUGAACGAAAAACAACUCUGUGGUAAAGCGAUUACAUUUAUUUAUCGGUAUUAUCGGUUUCGUAAAAGGCUUUUUUGUUAGCAACGGACUGACUUGUCAUAAGCGAGAAAAAUAAGUAUCUGUUGUAAUACCAAGAACGAUCGCUUUACCAAAAGUUUAGCCUGCCUCCGGUACAUUUAUCUAUAUGCAAAAUUAGUUUAGUAUUAGGUUCUCUCGAAUUUAUCUAACAUACAUGAAUAACAUGUAUUUGAAAUGAACUUUUUAAUUAUUUAAUUUGUGUUAUAUGCAUUAUGUCUGUAAUAGAACUGUGUGCGAAAACUGAUUAUGGAUUACGCUGUGUAAACCAUGUUUUCCUGAAACCUCCAUUGGUAUUUUGCAUAAGAAACGAAUUAUAUCUCUGAAAAAGGAAAAGAUUUUAAAUGUUCCGACAUCACACUUCUACUUCAAAAUGUAAACUGUAUAAGAAUAGUACAACUGAUGAUGAGAAAAGGUAAAUUGUAAUUGCAAUAUGGAAAGCGUGUAUACCGAUAUAUUUUUUAUAUGCUAAUGAGAUGUCAAGGAGCAUGGUCACCUUGUAAUGUAUUAUUUAGAGCUAUACAUGUCCAGAUCGCGCGACUGUGUACACACAAAUCAGUUUCCUCGAAAACUAUUACUCAGCCUUUAUAUUAAGCACCUUCUUCCUCCCUUGUUAUCGGACUAUUUGAAUUUCAAAGUAUUUCAAUAUGUAUCUGUUUCUUAGUUUACGAAUUUUUAUUCUUCCAAAGUUUGUCAAGGCUAGUCCCCGAGAUAUCUGUAACAGAUCUAUAACUCUCUUUUUUUUCCUCCUUUUAUCUUUCUUUUUAUUUACCGCAUAUCAGAGCUUUUUUUCUAUAUAUCUUGUAUCUAUCUACAAAAUUUUAAGUUUCAUUUUUAUAUAAAAUAUAUUCAAAUUUAAUGGUAUUAUACGUAUACACAUCUAUAUACACUUUUACAAAAAAAAAAAGGAAAAAAAAUAUUUUAAUCUACAUACCGUAUUACAUAAUUAAAGAUAUGGGACAUUUGCUACUUAUAUAUAUAUAUAUAUAUAUAUUUGUCAAAUGUAUUGUAUUGAAAAUAUUUUAUUAUAGGAUGGACACAGAAUUUAGCCUUAAAAAAAGAUAAAUGCUCUCCGUUGAUCGUACAUUGCUUCAUCAUAUCAACUCAAUUUGCCAUUGCCUGUCAAUUCAUAUGUACUAUCCUAUACUAAGAUAUUCUCAAAUGAUAUAUCACUAUAUGCAGUUAUUUGAAACGUGUAGAGAUAUACAUUCUUGUCUGCGCAUAGGCUGCAAUGCAAUAAUAAUAUAUUGUGAUGCUCACAAAGCACAUAACACAUUUUACCAAAAUUGUAAUGUUUAAAUAUUUCAUGUGAUUUUGGAGAAACUGUUAUAUAUUUUUUAUUUCCUGUCAAUUGUUUAAUUUGUAAUGUUGUUCUUUGUUCUUUUUCAAUAAAGUAAUCAACUGAA